Molecule: messenger RNA, 804 nt
Organism: Schistocerca americana (American grasshopper)
Lineage: Eukaryota; Metazoa; Arthropoda; Insecta; Orthoptera; Acrididae
Product: anaphase-promoting complex subunit 15B
Exons: 1
Coding region: 139-501 (120 amino acids)
Biological process (GO): regulation of mitotic cell cycle spindle assembly checkpoint
Cellular component (GO): anaphase-promoting complex
Source: RefSeq, a predicted model, not a curated record
CUUAUGUUUUUUCCAAAGAUGUAUCAUAUGGCAGUGAGUGUUGUCGAUAUUUGUUUACUUUUGCAGUGCUUGUCGCACGGUUGAUGUUUGUGGUAGUGCUGUUGAGUUUUUGAUAUUGACUACUGUUGCAAACUCACAAUGCCGGUGCCAAUGUUUCCCAGUUUACAGAACAAAAUUGCAGAUCCUUUGUGGUUUAGUAUUGAUAGAUCUUGUGAUGACGAGAACGAAUUACACGCGUUAGAAAAUGAACAGAGCAAUUGGAUGUCAGUAAUUGUGCAGAAGAACUGUGACUUACUGCCUAUCGGUAAAAAGCCCUCUGAGCAGCUAGAGGAAGUAGAAGAAGACGACGAAGAAGAAGAUGAUAAUGAUGACGACAGCGAUAGUCAUGAUGAUGAAGACGACGAAGAUUUGGACAUGGAAGUCUCAUACGAUAGGGAUUCUCCGAUGGACAUAAGUAUUCGUUUGGGUUCCGGAGGAAGUCAUGCAGCAGGAGUACGUUGAAGUGGGAAUUGUGGUAAAAUCUGAAGUCAUGAAUGUGCACAGACGGCCACAUGCGCUCGGUAUUUGUGUUAACGCUUUGUUUUCAUUGAUACCGUCUAAGUGCAUUUACUAUCAGGAUAGUCAAAUGAUUUUCAACUAUACUUAAGUAGUUUGAAGCCACAUUUGCAGUUAAGCAAAAAUCUCCUCCAGAUGUCAGUAUGCGAGAAGAUUGUAAAUAGAAUUUUCAUUUGUGCUUUAAUCGAAUGGACUUUGGUUUUGAACAUCAGUGCAGUAUUGUGUAAAUAAAAAUAAUACGAACCCGUA